AUUAUAUGGGGGUGGGGACUUCAAAAAAUCAAGUUUGUGAAUUAUGUGCUUCUCCAAAAUUUGCUUUCUGCAUUCACUUUCAUUAUGUAUAAGUUCAAUUUGAUCCUCUUUUUCUUUGGAUGUUGCAGUUACCAUUGGAUAAAACGUAAAGGAAAACCCGCUCCAAGGGAGACUGCUCCUAUUGUUGUAUCUAAUCAUGUAUCAUAUAUUGAACCUAUCUUCUUUUUCUAUGAAUUGUUUCCCACCAUUGUUGCGGCUGAAUCCCAUGAUUCCAUACCUUUUGUUGGAACCAUAAUCAGAGCAAUGCAGGUUAUUUAUGUUAAUAGGUUCUCAUCAUCAUCAAGGAAGCAUGCUGUUAGUGAAAUAAAGAGAAAGGCUUCUUCCAAUAGAUUUCCUCGUUUGCUUUUAUUUCCCGAGGGAACAACAACAAAUGGAAGACUUCUCAUUUCUUUCCAACUUGGUGCAUUUAUCCCUGGAUAUCCUGUCCAGCCAGUGAUUGUUCGCUAUCCCCAUGUACACUUCGACCAAUCCUGGGGAAAUGUUACUUUGGCGAUGCUCAUGUUUAGAAUGUUUACGCAGUUUCACAAUUUCAUGGAGGUGGAGUAUCUUCCUGUUGUUUCACCCCUUGAAAAUCAAAAAGAAAAUGCUGUCCAUUUUGCUAAAAGGUCUAGUGUUAUGAGAAAUUUUCUUGUCGGUCGAAAAAAAUGGGGAUACGUUUCUGGUUCUAUUCCUCGUCCAUCGGAUCCCAAACAAAAAGACUAUCUGAGUUCCUGUGACACUUGGGAUUGUGAUAAUGCUCAAGUUUUGGCCUGGUUCCAUAACUUCGUAGAUGACCGUAUCGGGAUGAUGUUCUCUAAAUAUAGCACUGCCAAAAAGGUGUAG
Messenger RNA from Camellia sinensis, 882 nucleotides. The record is from RefSeq and is a predicted model, not a curated record. NCBI's taxonomy places the organism in Eukaryota, Viridiplantae, Streptophyta, Magnoliopsida, Ericales, Theaceae.